AUGAUCUGCCAUCCAUUUAUUGCAAAGCGGUUCUGCACAAUCCCUCUCAGCAAGCUUAUUAUUGCUUGCAUUCUAACUGCCAGUCUCUGCUACACGGUGCCCCGAUUUCUGGAGUACAAAUUCAUGGAUAUCGUUGUCCUCUCUCCUCUCUCCACCGGCGGCGGUUUCGGAAUAGGCACGAGUAUUGAGGCCGGCGGACAUCACACCAACAUUUCCUGGUAUGUGCUCUCCAACCUGGGACAGUCAGCAAGUUUCCGCAAUGGCUAUCAUCUGUGGUCCUGGUGCAUACUCGUCAUCGGCAUUCCCUCCGUCAUAAUUGCCGUUCUCAAUGUCUUUCUGGUACGCGAAAUUAACAGGUCAAUCCGGAGAAUGCGCGUUGAACAUGGCGUAAAGUCGCGGCAGCAGGAGACCGACGUGAUGCUGAUUGGUGUCAUCGUAAUCUUCUUCGUUUGUCAAGUGAGUAUACUGUUUAACGCAUCUAUUGUGGCGUGGUCCUUUUUGUUCUCGGCGUUGGUCGUCUAG
Messenger RNA from Dibothriocephalus latus, 522 nucleotides. The record is from the annotation of a GenBank genome assembly. Lineage: Eukaryota; Metazoa; Platyhelminthes; Cestoda; Diphyllobothriidea; Diphyllobothriidae.